AUGACUUUGGCAAAGAAACAAGCAGCAGAAAGAAGAGAAUUGCACAAAGAGAAGGAGAAGGAGAAAGCAAUAGAAAGAGUACAACAAGCAGAUUCACAAGGCCCGUCAAAUUCAAGAUCUGAGAAUUGUAGGAAAGUAGAUUUGGAAGUGGAUGGUUACCUGUUGAAAGGAGAUGAAGCAGUAGAUGGAAAGUCAGAUCAUAGUAAUGGAUUGAAUGGGAAGGGGAGGAAGAAAGGGAAGCAGAAGAUGAAAAGUACAUUGGAGGAUGAAGAUGAAGAUGAGGGUGGUGAUGAGAGUGAUACUUCCAAUAAUCUGAUUGAAAGAAAUGAUGUCAUAAUCCUAGAUUGGCUUCCAUAG
This is a messenger RNA of Melampsora larici-populina 98AG31, 357 nucleotides long. RefSeq lists its product as uncharacterized. The transcript is spliced from 2 exons. The record is from RefSeq and is a predicted model, not a curated record. NCBI's taxonomy places the organism in Eukaryota, Fungi, Basidiomycota, Pucciniomycetes, Pucciniales, Melampsoraceae. The coding region runs from base 1 to 357 and encodes 118 amino acids.